This is a messenger RNA of Porites lobata, 297 nucleotides long. The record is from the annotation of a GenBank genome assembly. Lineage: Eukaryota; Metazoa; Cnidaria; Anthozoa; Scleractinia; Poritidae.
AUGGAAAACGGCACUUGUCCGCCAGACUUGCGUUACGACGCAAAAGCGAACAUUUUUCCAGACGAGUACUUUAAGUCCGACAUUAAAGCCAUCCGAAAGGAGGCUGAGCAGAAAUUUCUAAGAGCGCUCAUUAAGUUUCACAACCGUCGCCUCGACCGCAAAAUUGCGAAAAGCCAAAUCUUGUAAUAAGAAUACAUCAGUUUAAGCAGGCAAUCUGACUCAUGUAACAUUCCAGAAAGUUUAAAAGCAAUCACAGCUAACCUAGAGAAACGCCGUGAAGAAGUAAAUGCAAUGUAG